Racocetra persica is the source of this 2622-nucleotide messenger RNA. Lineage: Eukaryota; Fungi; Glomeromycota; Glomeromycetes; Diversisporales; Gigasporaceae. The record is from the annotation of a GenBank genome assembly.
CGCGAAUAUAAAAAAUUUAUUUUGACAAAUGAAUCAUUGAGUACUUAUUGCUCAGAAAAUAAAACAUCUCUACUUGCUCAUACCACAAAUAGAGAAUCACAAGCACAUGUACUCCGUUCCUUAUCUAAAUUAUUAAUGACCCGUCUUUUACCAUCAAAUGAGGCUCAUAGUCAUAUAUUGAUGGCGUUUCUUUCUGAAUUAUGGGCUAUUCAAGUUUUUGAAGCAAUACUCGAAAAAAUAUGUGAUUCAGAUUGGUUGAAUUGUACCAUUGUUGAUUAUUUAAUGGAUAGUGAUCCAGGGGAAACUCAUGAGGAAACCCUUUUUCACCAACUAGCAACUUCGAUAGACGAAGAAGUUGCCGGUCUGACAGAUAAAUUUAAUGAACCAUCGGAUGGUUAUCAAGCAUCAAUAUCAAAUAAUCAACCUUUGACUAUAAAAACUACAUUAUCUCAAACAAAUAUGUCCCCUGAUUUUGACUCUGAGCGAAAAAACUCUGUUGAAAUUCAUGCGGAGGUUCACCCUACUACAUCACCAUCAUUCUCGCCAUAUAAUCCAUCUAUGAAUUCUACUAAUUCAGAUAAAAAACUGAAACAUUCGGUUGAAAUUCAUACGGAGGCUCUCUCACCUGUUGAAAAAGUUGCAACCCCUAUUACAUCACCAUCAUCACCUUCACCACGUCGUUCAUAUAUGCGCUCUGCUAAUACAGAAAAAUUACGAUUUAUUCUUGAACUUCAAUCACAUUCUUUUGCUGAAUUUAUGGCUUUUCUGGAAGAACGUAAAUCAGCGAAUUUACUUAGAUUUUGGCUUCAAGCUGAUUCAUUCAAGAAAAUUGCUGCUAAUGAAACAGACAUAGAACUGAUUCAAAAUGACGCAAUGAGAAUUUUUAAAACUUAUUUUGGUGAAGCUGCUUCAUAUCCUGUGAGAGUGGUUAAUGAUAUGUUAGUGAGGCAGUGUGUUAGAGAAAUAUCGAAUGGACCUACAUGUAAUUGCUUUAGAAAAUUGCAGGAAUAUGUAUUCGUAGUUUUGGAAAAUGAAUAUUUCGAUGAUUUCAUUCAAGCGAUGAAAAAUCAAGGUGAAGAUGUCAGUUUUAUGUAUGCUGAGGAACCGGCUCAAUUUGAAAAUCUAUCUCGGGUAGAAGAUAAAUCCGUUAUAAUGAAUGAUUAUAAACGAAAUAACACAGUGGACAAUUCAUCCUUUGAUUCUUUAAACCGACCAAAUUACUCCGACUAUUCACUGCUCAACGAAAACGAAUCUACAGAACCAAUAAUACAUCGUUUUAGAUCAUUUACUACCGGAUUUUUCAUGGAUUCAUUUGGAACCAAUGAAAGUUCUGUAGACACGCUCGUAGAAGAAAAGGAUGAACGUAAUUUGGAAUCACUGCCUGACCCUUCAAAAACGCCAAUCAUGAACCUUAGUGGAGUAAGAAUAAAGAUGACGGAUAUUUCUGAAGCGUCUUCAAAUAGACUAAUUUAUUCAACAAAGUCCCUUACCUAUAUGAUUGAAGUUGAACAACCUGGUUCCGCAGGAUGGAUUAUGACUCGAAGUUUUAGCGACUUUGAGGCAAUGCAUUCAGCUUUGGGAAAAGAAUUUCCUAAAGCUGAAAAAGUAACAAUGCCACGUUUAAUGUUAAAAAAGAACCAUGAGGCUUGUCUGUCUUUAGAACGAUAUUUAAAUAUUUUAUUGAGUGAUAUUGCUUUAUGUGAAAGUGAAGCUCUCCAAAAGUUUAUGAGAAGAGACGGUCUUCCAAAAGAUGAUAUAGGAAAGCCAACUAGCAAAAUAAAUAGAGCACUGUCUAUAUUAUCAAUUCCAAGGUCCAUAUCUAUGGUCAAUCUUGUUGGCACAAGUCCACAAGAUACUACUAAAAAUCAAGGAAAUACUUCAACAAAGUCUAGUUUCGAAAGGUCUUCAGAUCAUGAUUCGACAUAUACAGAUAGGCCACAAGAAAUAUCUGAUGAAAUUUUCGUUAAAAAUUCUCCAACCUCUACAUUCUCACUCAUCACAUGCCCUAGUAUUGAGAGUACAGCUUCAGAUGAAUCAAUAACAUUACCUGGUGAGAAUGAUACACCUGAAAAUGAUACACCUGAGAAGGAACCUGUUUUAGAAAACCCUCGUCGUCCAAGACCAAAUAAACAAAUGACAGGCCAAGAUAUUGAUCUUCUUAUUGAUACAAUCUUUGAUACUAUUGAAGAAAUAUUUGAUUUGUCAGAAAAAUCUCAAUGGCAUCUUCGAAAGACCGUUUUAUCUGUUUUAAGAGGUCUGGUACGAAGAUCUUAUACUGAAGCAAUAAAGCAGUACUUUCUAACAACCAUAGACUCAUUUUCCACCGAAGAAUAUAUGGUGUCGUUGAUUGAUGGUUUUACAAACUCAUUUUGGCCAAAUGGAGUAUGGGCAGAAUCUGCACCACAACGAAGUGAAGAAGAAAAAUUACGAACAAAAGAUGAAGCCAAACGACUACUCGUACAAAAUGCUAUCCCAGCUUCUUUAAGACAAGUGGUGGGUUAUGAAAAUUCUAAAAUUAUGGUUGGAAAAUUAGUUGAUGGAUUUUUAGCAGAGAAAGAAGUUGUAAGAGGGAUGGGUAUUAAUAUCCUGGAAAGUGUUGUUAAACUUAUUAUAAAUGGAUGA